AUGGGAUUUCUUUCGGACCAUCCACAUACAGCGAUCACAGAGACAAUCUUCCGAAUUGUCUCUUCAAGGGAGUACACGCUGGAAGUGGAGCUGGGACCCUUGAUUCAGCUUAUCAAGGCAGACCACAACGACUACAACUACACAGUCAAUCAAGAGGAGGCUGCACGAGCACUCAGGAAGAAAAUAAAGUAUGGAAACAGGUUACAACAGUCUAGGACGCUGGACCUUUUGGAUCUGUUUAUUUCGCAGGGUGUGAAAUUUACUGUCAUGUACAAUGAUGAGAAGCUGCUGCAGAGGUUGAAAGGGAUGGCCACAAACUCUGAGAGCAACGGUUCGGGCGAGAAGUACGAGCCUCGAAUAAUCAAGAAAUGUGCGGCGUAUGUUAUCUCGUGGGUAAACUAUAUUAGACAGAACGGGCUGGAGAGCGCAAGGGCCUACGCUGGUCUUUAUCAAAUGGGUGGACUGGUCAAGCAAAAGUACUCGAAGAGCAGUCGGUCUCGUCGUAGUGGUGGGCGCUCUAACUUUAUGGAUGACAGUGCAGAUGACACUUUGUACCAGUCCAACUCGUUGACCAGUGCCGAUAGAUUGUAUAGGAUUCCGCAGAUCAACUUGAACAAGGAGGCACCUAAGAUCCGGCUCAUCAUCAGCGAUGCUCUCGCGUCUGCUGUGUCGUUACAGAACUCGUUGAUCGGAUUGCCCAGAGGAAAGUACUCCACAGAUGAUGAGGAGGCCACGUCCAAGUUCAUCCAGACAAGGGCCAUCAGGAGGAAAGUUCUUAGAUAUCUUCAAUUGGUCACGGAGGGCGAAUAUUUGGGUAGCUUGAUUCAUGCUAAUGAUGAGCUGGUGGCGGCGUUGACUGCAUAUGACGACAGAAGCGCUCAGGACGAUGCUAGUGACGACAACGAUCAUGACUCGUACAACGACGAUACCUACGAUGAAAACGAGCAAGAUAACAGUAGGUAUAUCGACAGCGAGUCUUCGGAGGAGGAAAGCCUCUCUUCCUACCAACCGUCCACGAUCUCUAACCCAUUCGGGGAUCAUAACAAAAUUUAA
Molecule: messenger RNA, 1053 nt
Organism: Saccharomyces mikatae IFO 1815
Lineage: Eukaryota; Fungi; Ascomycota; Saccharomycetes; Saccharomycetales; Saccharomycetaceae
Gene: LSB5
Product: Lsb5p
Exons: 1
Coding region: 1-1053 (350 amino acids)
Biological process (GO): actin filament organization; actin cortical patch localization; endocytosis
Cellular component (GO): actin cortical patch
Source: RefSeq, a predicted model, not a curated record